Dermatophagoides pteronyssinus (European house dust mite) is the source of this 1450-nucleotide messenger RNA. RefSeq lists its product as uncharacterized. Gene Ontology annotation, molecular function: protein binding. NCBI's taxonomy places the organism in Eukaryota, Metazoa, Arthropoda, Arachnida, Sarcoptiformes, Pyroglyphidae. The record is from RefSeq and is a predicted model, not a curated record.
UCAAUUACAAUGACAUGCAGAAUAUGAAACGAUAUCAAGUGCUCGUUAGCACCAUCAUCUUCAUGAUGAUAGUUCUGUCGUCAAGCACAGAUUCAAUCACAUCGUACAAUGUCUGUCCAGAUCGACAAUCAUUCGAACCAUGCCAAUGUAACGAUAUUACCAACGAAAUUCGUUGUGGACUCGGCUUCUCGGUGCCAAUGAACGUUUUGUAUCUGUUUCGAGACAGUGUCCCGUUGAUGAUGGCAGCACAUAGUGAUGACAAUAGUUUUUAUCAUUACCGACAUCUGGCCAUAGAGAAUUCGUCAUUGGAAAUCUUGUUGAACAACAUGUUUGGCAGAUUCAAAUUUGAUUCCAUAUCGAUACGAAAUAAUUACUACCUUUCUAAACUGGAACCCCAACUGUUCAGUGGUCCGACGACCAAGUCAUUGACAUUAAAUUCGAAUCCGAAUCUAUUCGCUAAUGAUGAAUCUGUGAACAAUCUAUUCACAAUCAUCGCCAAUCUUGUUCAUCUGGAAUCAUUGACCAUACAGAAUUGUGGCCUACCAUUCAUACCGAAAAAUGCAUUCGCCCAUUCUUCUCAUCGAUUAUCGAAACUUGCACGUCUUGAUCUUCGUAACAAUCAAAUUCGACAAAUCGAUUCUAAUACAUUCAAUUCACUGGAAUCUCUACGAAUACUCGAUUUGAGUCGAAAUCUCAUCAAUGAUUUGCCAGCCAAUUCAUUGAAUCUGUCGUUAGGUGAACCAUGUUGUGAUUCAUAUCGUUGUCGAGACAUUCAUUAUUUCAUCGAUCUCAGUUACAAUAAUCUGACAGACGAAUCAUUCAGUCCGAAUACAUUUAACAUAAAUUGUUCGAUCGAACUACGACUGACAAACAACUCGAUUCGAUUUCUGAAGGAAAACACAUUUCGACCAUUAUUCCGUUACUAUACAAUGAUACAAAUCUAUAAUAAUCCAUUGGACUGUCAUCAUUGUAAUCAUUCAUGGCUGAUGAAAGGUCGAUAUUGUUCAGAUUACAACACCACAACUUGUUACUAUAUGGUCAUUGAUUUUGUCUGUCGUGUGGAAAUGUCAUUAUAUAAUUUCAUCACCAAUUGUACACCAUACACAGCUCGACUCAAUAAUCUCAGUCUUUCGUAUCAAAGUACAUCAUUGCUCAUUGUAAACAAGUAUCUGGAAUCUUAUCCAAAUGAUUUCAUCGAAUAUAAUCCUCAAUUGUUGCGUUGUCUAUCAGAUUUUAACUUUUUACUCCCUACAUCGACGGUGCACAGAUCAAACUUUCCAUUAACCCUUUCCACAUUUUUCAUCCUAUCCAUCAUCAUUCUGAUAUUUGCUGUUUUAGUUGCCUAUUUAAUUAAUCGACCAUGUACUUAAUUGAAAAAAACUAAAUGUUAUUUUUUUACAAUAAAAUAAUGAAUAAACGAGCCACAUUGUCUAUGAACGGUUUCGAAUGU